Gadus chalcogrammus (walleye pollock) is the source of this 1387-nucleotide messenger RNA. Its product is annotated as F-box/LRR-repeat protein 6-like. NCBI's taxonomy places the organism in Eukaryota, Metazoa, Chordata, Actinopteri, Gadiformes, Gadidae. The coding region runs from base 1 to 1344 and encodes 447 amino acids. Gene Ontology annotation, cellular component: SCF ubiquitin ligase complex. The transcript is spliced from 10 exons. The record is from RefSeq and is a predicted model, not a curated record. Gene Ontology annotation, molecular function: protein binding. Gene Ontology annotation, biological process: SCF-dependent proteasomal ubiquitin-dependent protein catabolic process.
AUGGUCCCUGCAGGACGAGUGGCCAUCUCCUCCGUCUUUAUGGGCGAGCCCCGCGGGGGCCAAGGGCCCCUCCGAAUGAGGAUCCUGAGGGCCUUAAGUGCCGCAGUGUGGCCGCACCAGAGGACGGUCUGGGUGUCCAGAGUGUGUCGGCUCUGGAACACGGCGGCCACCAGCCCCGGCCUGUGGCGCAGUGUGUCCAUGGGGUUCUGUUGGAUAACGCCCAGCAAGACGCAGACGCCCAGAACAGAGGAAAAGAUAAAGAACACCGUCGGUUGGCUGGCCUCAGAUAGAUUCAGCCAGCUUAGAGAAUUCACUCUUAACCACUGGAAGAAGAAUGUUGACUACGCUGUAAAAGUUGUGUCCCAGUCGUGCCCUCAGCUUGCCUCCCUCAAUCUGUCCUACUGCACGGGCGUGACUGGACAGGCCUUCCUGAGCCUGGCAGAGAACAGCCCCUCUCUACAGAGCAUCAACAUGCAGUACUCGGAGUACCAGGUGGAAGGUCUCGCUCAGCUGCUGAAGACCAACGGCGGCAAGAUCAGGAAGUUCCUCUUCACGCACGGGUCCAGGAACGACAUGCUGCUGGCCGCUCUCUCCAGAGGAUGCUGCCCAGAUCUAGAGUUCCUGGAGAUCAACUGGAAUGUCCAGAAAGGCGGGUUUUGCGAGCUUCCUAUCCACAUCCAAGCAUUGCAGCAUGGCUGCCCCAAGCUGAAGACGUUCCGGUUGCUGAACGUCGUCCUGGGGCGUAAGACGAUCAGGAACGCGGAGGUCUCUGCGCUGGGCUUCCCCCAGCUGGAGGAGCUGUGCAUGGCCACCUCCUCCAGCUGCCCGACCAGCGACCGCGACCUGUGGGACCUGCUGCUGGCCUCCCCCAAGCUGCGUGUGCUGGACCUGCGAGGCUGCUUUUAUAUUAGUGCACCCGGGCUGGCGGCCCUGCCCUGUGAAGGUAGGCCGGAGGCCGCUUUAAAGCUGGAGUGUCUGUUCUGGGGUCAGUACUUUAACUCCAAGUGUAACUCCUGGCCGCCCCCGGCCAGGAAGGACCUCCACAAGCUGACGGAGAAGUGGAGCCGCAGCUUGCGGGAGCUGGACCUGGCCAACCAGCUGUUCAGCGAGGAGGACCUGGAGCUGGCCCUGGGCCACCUGGCCCGGGCCCCGGACGCCGACACCCUGCGGUCCCUCAACCUCAGCGGGACCCGGAUCAGCGCCCCUGCCCUCAGGUUGAUUAUUCAGCAGUCGACAGCGCUCAGCUAUCUCAAUGUAACCUCGUGUCGCAAUCUUCCCCGUGGCCAGAAGAGGGUGCACCGCGGCCAUGAGGAAAUCAGUCAGUUGCUGGUGGCGCUGCAGUAGCUCAGGGGCUUAAUUUUUUUUAUAUUCAUAAAGCCAAUCUUUG